This is a messenger RNA of Ylistrum balloti, 1305 nucleotides long. Its product is annotated as lysophosphatidic acid receptor 6-like. The transcript has a single exon. Gene Ontology annotation, biological process: G protein-coupled receptor signaling pathway. Lineage: Eukaryota; Metazoa; Mollusca; Bivalvia; Pectinida; Pectinidae. Gene Ontology annotation, molecular function: G protein-coupled receptor activity. Bases 1 to 1305 code for a protein of 434 amino acids. The record is from RefSeq and is a predicted model, not a curated record. Gene Ontology annotation, cellular component: plasma membrane.
AUGGACAUGUUUGGUACCAAUUCUAUUCUUUCGUCAUUUAAUGACACAGGAGAAACCCUGAGUAACCAGUCCAUCGAUGUGACCCAGGCUCCUGAUUCCACUACGUUUGCCACAAAUUUGUCAUUUAAUGGUACCAUAAGUCCAAAUUCAUCGACAGUAACAACUCUUGGGGCAAACGGAGAUAUUUUGUUGAAAAUCUUAGAGGUCCUUCAGCACGCUAACUACUUCCUUUUACCGACGUUCCUGCUCCUUGGCCUCACCGGAAAUGGCCUUACGAUUAUCAUUAUGACCACCCGACGCUACGCACAUUUGACGUCACGUCUACUGCUGAUGGCGCUGGCUAUUUCUGACUCACUUUUACUUUUAACACAACCUCUAAAUAAAAUUUUCGUUAUCAGAUUGACUGGAAUAGACCUCAGAGCAUUAUCUGAGGCUGGUUGCAAGAUCUAUUUUGUAUUUUUUAAAACAGGUAAAAUGACUUCAUCAUGGUUUGUGGUGUUGCUCUGUGUCGAACGAUUUGUUGCUGUCUGGUUCCCUUUUCGCGCAAAGAGGAUCUGUACGCAGAGGAAUACUAUUCUGUCUAUCAUUAGUGUUUAUAUCUUCAUCGGUACUUACAACUCCAUCUGGUCUCCUUGGUCAACCAUUGUGAACGGGAAAUGCCAUCCUGACGCAUAUAACGCUAGCGAUCCCGAGGACAGGGCCACAUUCGGACGGUUUUUGAUUGGGGGAUGUAGCAUUUACUCUUUUAUACCGGCUGUUAUCAUGGUUAUCCUGACCCCUCUGAUCAUCAAGAAACUUUUGGAUCACAAGAAGAAAAGGAAUGCCAUUGCCAGUAACAAGAACAAAGUGGAGGAAACACGAAUCACAGCCAUGCUGCUCGGUAUUGUCACUGCUUACAUCAUCUUGAUCCUGCCAGUCACAUUCCUACAUGUCAUCUCCUUUCUUCUUGGUGUCAGGGCAUUUGGACAAAAUCCAAAUGGCUUUCUAAUCUUCAGGGACGUCACACAGAUUUUGGAACAAGUGAAUUAUGCCAUCAACUUUUUCCUUUAUGUCACAACCUCGCAGCAGUUCCGGCAGGGACUGAUGGAUCUACUUUGCUGCAGGAGAUCCACCAAGCCAACCAUAUCAAGAUCCAGGUUGAGUAAAUUUUCAAGUCAAAAAUGCUUGUAUGGCAGCUCUCAGGGUUCCGUUUGUUCUAAAUCGAGUGAUUCGGAUUUCGGGAACAAAAGUAGCGUUCCGACAAUCAGUAGCUCAGAAAAGGAGCAGACCCUCCUGGAAGAAAUACCUCGUGUGUCCUACCCAUGA